Sugiyamaella lignohabitans is the source of this 3153-nucleotide messenger RNA. It is a transcript of the gene SMC5, whose product is annotated as DNA repair ATPase SMC5. Gene Ontology annotation, biological process: double-strand break repair via homologous recombination. The record is from RefSeq and is a predicted model, not a curated record. Lineage: Eukaryota; Fungi; Ascomycota; Dipodascomycetes; Dipodascales; Trichomonascaceae. Gene Ontology annotation, cellular component: Smc5-Smc6 complex. Bases 1 to 3153 code for a protein of 1050 amino acids. The transcript has a single exon. Gene Ontology annotation, molecular function: ATP hydrolysis activity; ATP binding.
AUGCAAAAUUUUGUUGUAUAUUCUCACGUUGAGUACCGGCUUGGCAAUUCACUUAACUUGGUUAUCGGCCCAAAUGGUACUGGUAAGUCCACACUGAUUGCAGCCUUGUGUCUUGGACUAGGUGGCAAACCUGAAAACUUGGGACCAAGAAAGCUCGAGGAUUAUAUUAAAGCCGGCUGCGAUACGGCAGUUCUUGAAAUCGAAGUCAAGGCUCCUGAUAAUGUCCCAGAUAAUUACCUUAUAAAAAGGACCAUUACUUCUAAGAAGAGCGAGUGGGCGUUGAAUGGACGGAAUAAAAGUGAAACCGAAAUUAAGCAACUUAUCCAACGGCUGAGAAUUCAGGUUGAUAACCUCUGUCAGUUUCUCCCUCAAGAACGAGUGGCCGAUUUUGCUGGGUUAAAUGCUCAGCAACGUUUGAGAUCCACUGAACAGGCGAUUGGAAGCGUAGACUUGUUAGAAAGACACGACCAAUUGAUAAAACUGAGUAGAGAUCUUGCCACAUUUUCGAAAAGUAAGGAAGAUGUCGACGGUGAAUUGGAGCGUUCAGAACGAGAGUUGGCAGAAAAGGAAGAGCUCGUUCAGUCCAUGGCAGAAUACGCUCGACUGCAAGAAGAACUAGAUGCAUUGAGAGAAGCGAUACCAUUUUGUGAGCUUAAUGAUCUUAAAGUGCGACGAAAAAGACUGAAAGAGUCACUGGAUGAAUGCAAUGAACAAAUAAAAAAUGCCAAGAACAACAAUGCCAGGAUAAAAGAAAGAUUAGACCAAUCGCAAGUUCUGUAUUCAGAAUCUGAGAAGGAAUUUGCAACUUCACAAGAAUCCCAUAUCACAUUGGAGCGGCAAGCAGAGAGAACUCAGAACAAAAUAGAUGAGUUGACUGCAGAUAUAAGAUAUAUCAAGAAGAAAAUCAAGCAAAAGGUGGAAUCUGCAUCUACGUAUGAGCUUGAUUUGAAAGGCUUAAGAAACGAUAUACUGAACUUAGAGAAAAAUAAGGCACAUCUGCAAGACCAACUCGCAGAUGGCCAACUGGAAGAGCUUAUUAAACAAAUGGAGCAUAUUGGCACUGAGUACAACAAGGUGAAAUCUCAAAGAAAAGCCAAGCUUGAGGAAUUGGAAACUAGAAGACGUGAAGAGUUUUCUCCACUUGAAGCACGCCUGAAGAAUUCUAAGGACGCCUUGAAACAGCUGGGUGAUGCCCAACAUCGAAGAAUGCAGUUUGUUAAGAGCAUAGGAUUCAAUUCGGAGGGUCGUAAUAUCAUAGCAGCUAUGGACUACGUUAAGAACAACCAAAGUUUGUUUCAAGGAACCGUUCACUGGCCACCAUUGCUUUCGUUAGCACUAAAAGAUCAAGACUGCUUAAUUAUGCUUAGUUUGAUGAAUAUUAAGACUAUGACUACAUUUGUUUGUGAGUCCAGAACGGACUAUCUUACUUUUACAAAGCAUGUUAUUGAUAAUCUACGAUUGAAUGUGAAUGUAGUGGAGUAUUCCGGAUCUAAGUUUAAAUCUCUACAAGAUCAUCCAUUGCCAAUUCAAAGAGAUUUGCUGAUAUCUAACGGAUUUGAUGGAUAUCUAGUGGACCUGUUAGAGGGACAUCCUUCCGUGCUGAAUAUGAUUUGUAUUGAAGAAAAAUUACAUGCUAUUCCUUAUUGCAAAAGUAGCCGAAUAUCAGAUGCACAAGAAACAUUUUUACAAGAACAAAAUUUCACUGGCCGCUUUAUUGACACAAAGAAAGUCGUUCAAUAUUCAAGGUCGGCAUAUGGUAGACGAUUAUUUACCACCUCUUCUAGAAAUCUUAAAGGUGCGUUUUGGCUGGGUGCAUUUUCAAAUACCACUAGUGAUGACCUCAAAAGGGAGCUCGAAGGAGAGAUCGAGCAAUACACAAUACAAAUAAAAGAGCUUGAAGAAAAUGUCAAAAGCAUCAAACAAGAGUACUUGUCUUUGGAGCAGAAAGAGAAGAUGCUUUCUGAAAAGAGAUUUGAGAUUCGUCGCAAGAAAGAAAAGAUUAUGACGUUAUCAUCUAAUCUAGAAAAAGUUGCAAAGUUACUUUCCGACAAGGAAAAUGAUUUGGCAGCUAAGGAAGCCAGCCCUCCUGAUAUUAUGAAGGAGGUUGAGCAAGCUCAACAAGAUCUUGAAGUUAGGGCCCGAAAAUUAGCCAAAGAAUGCACGAAACUUGCAGAAACGCUUGAUCAGCGGAUAGAUUCGGAAUGGACUUCUCUGCACUUGGGAGCCCGUAUGGCUGUUGCACGAAGACAAGCAACAGCAUUUGAUAAUAUUAUUAAGCAGGGUUAUGAACAUCUCGUUAAGCAGCAAAGUGAUAUUAAGGAAGAGGGAAGGAAAGUUGUUGUUGAUAUUAGAAAAUUGAAGGAGAAUCUGGCUCGCUUAGGUAGCGCCAAAUUCGGUGAGUUGUCAGCUAAAGCUGAGGAGUUCAGUUCGAAAAAAGCUCUUGAUGAGGCUAUUGCGAAGCUUAAUGCAAGGAUCGAAAUGGAAGGCAGUAAUCAAAUGGACAAUAUGGAAGAUAUACUUCAAAGCAGAAACCGGCUACAAACAUCAGUCACUGAUUUGAGAUCACAGGCAAGCGACCUUGAAAGUGCGACAGAGAAACUCGACCGUAGCAUUCAAGAAAUUGCGAAGCAUUGGGAACCGGAAGUUACGAAGUUGAUUGAUGAAAUCUCUGACAAAUUUGGUGAAAUGUUUGCACGGAUAGGAUGUAGGGGCAAGGUUGUUUUAAAAAAGAGUAGUAAUCUUUAUGAGGAUUGGGCUCUCGAAAUUUUAGUCAGCUUCCGAGAGACGUCGUCGCUACAAGUUCUCAAUGCACAACGACAAUCAGGAGGAGAGAGAUCUGUUUCCACUUCUUUGUAUUUGAUGUCACUACAAGGACUAGCUAAGUCUCCAUUUAGAGUUGUGGAUGAGAUCAACCAAGGAAUGGACCCUCGUAACGAAAGGAUGGUUCAUAACUUGAUGGUGGAUAUUGCUUGCUCCGAGAACACUUCGCAAUACUUCUUAGUCACGCCUAAGCUUUUGAGGGAUCUUUCUUAUCAUAAGCGUAUGAAAAUUUGUUGCAUAUAUUCUGGUGAUCAGAUUGGCGAAGAAGCAGCUACCAAAUUAUCUAUUUCGGGUGCUGUUAAACGCUUGAAGCGCAUGAAGGAGGACGAAUGA